AUGGUCCGAAAGGGAACCAGUGAAGGUGUGAUGACGUCCUCUAAAUUCACUGACAUUCUCUGUGACUUCGCAGUGGUGGGAGACAUGAGCGCGGACGUUCCGCGGAUGGAGCCAAAGUAUGAGCUAUGGCUUCCUAGGUCACUGGAACUCGAACCUGCCAUUCAGCCUGAUUAUUCCUAUGCUCGUCCCGAUGCGCGAAUCAUCGAGCGUCUACCAACCAGUGCUCUACAAAUGAACUUUGAGAGAAAGAGUCUUGAAGCUCCUAUCGCUAAACCGCCCCGCCCUAUAUUAGAGCUCGACUCUUUUAUCGACGUGACUACAUCCCAUCUUGACUACCUAACCAAAGAUCACGACCAAGCCAUAGAGAACAACGCCAAUUCCAAGAAUAUUAUUAUCUCCCCAUGUUGUCGAGUUCCUCGUGAAAUGCUCACCGAGAUAUAUACUUGGCGUUGA
This is a messenger RNA of Guyanagaster necrorhizus, 453 nucleotides long. RefSeq lists its product as uncharacterized. The record is from RefSeq and is a predicted model, not a curated record. The transcript is spliced from 2 exons. Lineage: Eukaryota; Fungi; Basidiomycota; Agaricomycetes; Agaricales; Physalacriaceae. Bases 1 to 453 code for a protein of 150 amino acids.